This is a messenger RNA of Penicillium cosmopolitanum, 1137 nucleotides long. RefSeq names its product EVE domain-containing protein. The record is from RefSeq and is a predicted model, not a curated record. Gene Ontology annotation, molecular function: DNA binding. Gene Ontology annotation, biological process: regulation of DNA-templated transcription. The transcript has 6 exons. Bases 1 to 1137 code for a protein of 378 amino acids. Gene Ontology annotation, cellular component: chromatin; nucleus. NCBI's taxonomy places the organism in Eukaryota, Fungi, Ascomycota, Eurotiomycetes, Eurotiales, Aspergillaceae.
AUGCCGUUCAAACGCAAGUCUGAAGGCGCCUCAACAACACCCGCCAAACGAGGUCGCCCCUCGCUCUCAGCGAAGCCCAAAUCUGCCGAGGCAGCUCCCAGUGCUUCUUCCCCUCAGACCGGCGAGAAGAGGAAGCGCGGUCGCCCGCGCAAGAGCACUGAUGAUGUGACUCCUAAUGCCAAAAAGGUCGCCCCGAGUGAUGGCUCCAAGCGCGGUCGCGGUCGUCCCAAGAAGAUCCUCACCCCGGCACAGACUGCUGCAGCAGAAAAGGCUGCAGCUAAUGCGGGUCCUAAGAAGGGCCGUGGGAGACCUCGCAAGGAACCUGGUACCGAGACAACCCCCGCCAAAGAGAAGAAGAAGGAUGGUCGUGGCCGCCCGCGCAAGAGCUUGCCUACCAAUGGGGAUGAGCCGAGUAUCUUUGAUGCGAAGGCUGAUGCGGGCGAAGAACCUCUGGCCGAUGUGCCCAAAGGGAACACAGGUCGUUCAUACUGGUUGAUGAAGGCGGAGCCCGAGUCGCGAAUGGAGAAGGGUGUUGAUGUGAAGUUUUCUAUUGAUGAUCUGGCUGCGGCUGAUAAACCAGAGCCCUGGGAUGGCGUUCGAAACCCCGUUGCGCGGAACCUCAUGCGCGACAUGAAGAGGGGAGACUACGCAUUCUUCUACCACUCAAAUUGCAAGACACCUGCUGUCGUCGGAGUAAUGGAAAUCGUGCAGGAGCACUCACCUGAUGAGGCCGCAUUCGACCCGAAACACCCUUACUACGAUCCGAAGUCCGUCCGCGAUGUACCCAAGUGGGUAGUAGUCCAUGUCGAGUUUCGUCGCAAGUUUGAGAACCAGGUUACGCUGCAUAAACUCAAGGAGAAGGCGGAGGCUGGCAAGCCUCUGGAGAAUCUUCAAAUGGUCAAGCAAUCACGACUGAGCGUCUCGUCAGUGACCCCGGCACAAUGGCGAUACAUUCUCGAGCUGGCGGGCGAGGACCCCAACGCCGAGAUUGUUGCCGAGGAGAGCAAGGAUGGCGAGAAAAAGGAUGACAAGGCAGUGGACAGUGGGGAAAAUGCCGCUGAAGACAAAGAUCCCGAAGAUAAGGACGACGAGGACAAGGAUGCCGAGGCGGAUCAGGACAGCGAGCUUGAGCUCUGA